Nelumbo nucifera (sacred lotus) is the source of this 943-nucleotide messenger RNA. RefSeq lists its product as uncharacterized. The record is from RefSeq and is a predicted model, not a curated record. Lineage: Eukaryota; Viridiplantae; Streptophyta; Magnoliopsida; Proteales; Nelumbonaceae.
CUAAAGUGAAGUUCGACGGUGGCUUCCUAUUCAAACAAACUACACAGCACCAACUAAGAUCUUUCUCAGUCGCUGCUCUGCGUUUGUUUGUUGCCUCUGCAAUUAAGGUUGUUUUGCAAAUGGCUGAGGCAAAACCAGGAAUGAGGAAACCAGUGUUCAUCAAGGUUGAUCAGCUUCGUCCAGGAACUAGUGGACACACUCUUACUGUAAAGGUGGUGAGCUCGAAGAUGGUAUUGCAGAAAGGCCGGCCUGAUGGGCCUCAAGUACGUCAGAUGCGCAUUGCAGAAUGCUUGGUUGGUGAUGAGACUGGAAUGAUAAUCUUUACAGCCAGAAAUGACCAAGUGGAAUUGAUGAAACCGGACACUACUGUUAUCCUGCGGAAUGCAAAGAUUGACAUGUUCAAGGGUUCGAUGAGGCUUGCUGUGGACAAAUGGGGCCGUGUUGAAGUGACUGAACCUGCAAGCUUCACAGUGAAAGAAGUUAACAACCUUUCGCUGGUGGAAUACGAGCUGGUGAAUGUUGUUGAAGAGUAAAUGAAAAAAACAGCUUGCUCCUCACUAUCCCUGAUUGGAAUUUUAAUGAAGCAAGAUAUGGAUUUUGUGGUUUUUUGGUUGGCAAAGUGGAAUGUCUGUUGUUUCCUGGGCAUCUGGGUCCAAGUUAUCCAUGAAGAUUCUCUUUUUAGGAAAAAAAAAAUCUCGAAGCUACUACUAAUUAAGGAAGUCAAAUGAUACCUAAGCAGCAGCUAAGGCAGCUGGUGGAACUUUCUGGAGAUAACUUCAACACAGAUGGUGCUUGCACUCAAAAGACUAAGAUACAAGGCAGCUGCUUAUAGAACUUGUUUUCAGUUGCUUCUUAUUUUAGGACAGAAAUUCCUUCUCGGGUAAGAGACAACAUCUAUUGAAAUUGAAUGUUUUCUCAAGUUUGAUCCUAAUUUUUUGCCAUA